GCAAAAAUCAUGUUCGAACGUGAAAUUAAAAAUUGAGAGACGUCUUUUUAUUUUCCAUAAAGAAACUGUCGAAAAAUUAAAUUAAAUUGAUGUAUAUAUAUAUGUAUAUUCCCUUAUAAUUUUUUAUUAAUAGUAAAAAAUAUAACAUCGAUAUAUUUUGCAAAGUGAUGUCCAUGUGAUUUGUGUAUACAAGUGAUUUAGUGAUUAUGUACUCGAGAACGCGAUACUUUCGGUGUCAUAACUGCGACUCUGUCAGAUAAAAAUAUUUUUUUUCAAAUUCAUAUCGAUUAUGUUGAAAAACUUACACUGCCAAUUUAUCAGAUUUGUCCCUGAAGUACAAAGAUUGUACAAAGUUCUGCCAAAAUGGAAUUGUCGUUACAAAAUAAUGAAAUUUCAAACGAUCCGGAGACCAAGGGUUUUAGUUUAUCAGCUGGAAAUACUUGGAUAUAUCCGGAAAAUUAUCCAAUCCGCCAAUACCAGUAUAACAUAGUUAAAUCAGCUUUAUAUCAAAACACCUUGGUUUGUUUACCCACUGGUUUGGGAAAGACUUUUAUCGCCGCUGUUGUGAUGUAUAAUUUUUGGAGAUGGUACCCAUUUGGAAAGAUUGUGUUUUUAGCACCAACAAAACCUCUUGUUGCUCAACAAAUUGAUGCCUGUUACGAAGUAAUGGGUAUUCCAAGUGUUGACAUGAUAGAACUUACAGGUGCAGUUAAUCAAAAGAAUCGUGUAGUUGCUUGGUGCAAGAAGAGAAUAAUAUUUGCCACUCCACAAGUAUUUCAUAAUGAUUUGGAGAAAGCAAUUGUUCCCAGUCAUUUAGUCAAAUGUGUUGUUGUAGACGAAGCUCAUAAAGCUUUAGGCAAACAUUCAUACUGUGAGUGUAUUAGGAUUUUAUACACACAGAAUCAAUAUUUUAGAAUAUUAGCACUUUCUGCUACACCUGGGAAUAAAAUGGAUAAUGUUCAUGAGAUAAUACAAAAUUUACGUAUUUCCCAUCUGGAGUUGAGAGAUGAGACUUCAAUCGAUAUAAUGCCAUAUGUUAAUAAAAGAAAAGUAGAUAUUAUUUUAGUACCGCUUAGCCAUGAAUUAGCUGUAUUCAAAGAUAAAUAUAUUGUUAUUAUGGAUCGCCAUGUUAAGUUUCUUAUGCAAUGUAAUAUAUUACGAGCAGAAACUGCAAAUAUAUCGAAAGGAAGGAUAUUCCAUUUAUUAAAAGAAUUCAAAGAAAAGACGGACAAAUCUGGAAAUUAUGGGCAGAUUAUGAAGACAUUGAAUAUAUUAUUGACUAUGUAUCAUGCUUAUGAACUUAUGAUCAGACAUGGAUUGCGUGCCUUUUGUAAAUUUUAUGAAACUCAUUCUGAUAAGUUUUGGAUGCAUAACGAAAAUCAAUUGAAAGGUUUACUUCAUGACAUAGAAACUUAUCUUGGACCGUUUCCGGAUAUACUUCCUAAUGGACACGUAUCUGAAAUAUCAGCAGAUCUUGUAUUUGGACAUAAUAAAUUUCACAAAUUAAAAGAAUUGCUUGAACAUCACUUUAAAUGCAAAAAUGAUGAUCGACAAGACACAAGAGCUAUAGUUUUUGUUGAAUACAGAGACAUAGUCAAUGAAGUCUAUAUUUUACUCUUGAAAUCAAAACCAGUGAUCAGGCCACAGAUGUUUGUUGGCCAAGCUAGUCAGAAACAGAAGCAACAAAUAAAAGCAUUGGAGGAUUUUCGAAGCAAUCGUGUCAAUGUGCUGAUUUCAACAAGUAUAGGUGAGGAAGGAUUGGAUGUAGGGGAAGUAGACCUCAUAAUAUGUUUUGAUGUAUCACAACAUUCUCCAAUAAGACUAGUUCAAAGAAUGGGUAGAACGGGACGUAAACGAGAUGGUCAUAUAAUUGUUCUUGUUACAGAUGGAAAGGAGCAUGAGAAUUUGAAAUCUACGCUUUCUAAAAGAGACUCCUUGAACAAUAAAAUAUUAAACACAAGCAACAUAUUCUCUUCUUUAUAUGAGAAUAAUCCUAGGAUGAUACCAAGUCAAUUUACUCCAGAAUGUUACAAGAUGCAUAUUAUUGCACCACCAAAGACGCCAAAUGUAAAGGAUAAAAGAAAAAAAAAGAGAAAUGAGAAAAAGGAAAUCAAUAAGAAAAAUGAAAUAUUUACCACAAAACAGAAAGAAACCUCAUCUAUAAAAAAAGAUACAAAUCAAUCAUCGAUGAUGAAGUUUCUUACUAAUAGUAAAUGCAAUGAACAGAGUCAGAAUAAUACAUGUAAUAUUCUUACUCAAUCAACAACGCAGUGUAAUAAUCUGCAAAAUAUGAUAAAUCCUAAUAAUAUCAAACUGUUAUCUGAUGAUAAUGCAGGAGUCGAUUUUCUUACACUAUGCGCAGUAAAGAGAUCUGAGGAAGAAAUAUCUUCCAAGUCUGUACAUAAAAUGGAUACGACUUAUAUUCCUAUAGCACAGCCAGUUAAAGAUUUGUUCAAUUUUGUAUUGCCUGACAUAGCAGUUAUUGAUUGUUUUUUUACAAGCUUUAAAGAUAUUUCAGCAGCAGAAUGUAAAGGCUGUGAAGAUGAUGUACCAACGCAAAAUAAAAAUAAUGAAGAUGAAAAUAUUCAUGACAAUAAUGAUUGCAUUGAUAUCGAUGAUAAUAAUUUUUGGUGUACUAUCCGAAACGAAAAUAACAUUGAUAACAACGAAAUAAGAUUCGAAGAUAUACUUGAUGAGAGUUCCGAUUCGAGCAAAACAACAAUUUCAUAUCUAGACAAACAAAUUAAAGAUAUUGAGAUAAAUUCGAGUAAUAUCAAAGUUUCUGUAUCUCAUACAAAAGAUGAUAAUAAAGCUAUGAUUGAUAUAGGAGUAGAAGUACCAAAUAACACAGCAGGCCUAGAAUCUAGUUUAUUUGAAAACAUAUUAAAUGAGUCAUUUAGUUCAAUCGAAGAUCAUUUAGAAAAGGAAGAUAUGUCACGACAAAAUACAGUAUCUUCAAACUCUCCAAAUGUUUUUUCAAAUGUAAAAAAAAAUAACGUUACUGAUGAAAAUACUGUUAAUACCUUACAUGACAAAGAUAAUACUAAAUCUGAUUCAAAUCUAUCAUUAUUUAUGGAACCUGCUAAACCUAAUCAAAUAAAUAAAUUUAUAGACGAAAUACAAGAUUUUGAUUUUAAUAGUGAUGAUGAUAUAAAUGAAUUUGUUAGGCAUGAAUCGAGUAGGAAUAAAUCGAAACAUAAUUCAAAGGCGGAAGAGAGCAUGUUAUCUAUAACUCAAGCUAUUAAUGACAUAGCAAAAAUAAAGAAAGAUUUGAAAAUAUCGCCGAAAUCUUCUAUAUGUAAGGAAGAGUCAAUUAACGAGAAUAGCACUGGCUGGAUUUCAGUAAAUACCAAGAAUGAAAUUAAAAUAAAAAAAAGAAACACGAGUUCGAGAAUAGAAAAAAAGAUAUCAAAUCUUUGCAAUUCUACUGCGAAAUCAGGUGCUACCAAACAGGAUUUUUAUUUCCCGGACGAUUCCGAUGAAGACUUCAUGAUCACAGAGGAUAACGCAAAGAAAUUUAAUGAACUUGAAAGCUGUUAUUUUCGCGAUAUGUCGAAAAACUGGGAGGAUAAAAGUAGUUGUUUGCCUAGUACAUCGAGAAAUUCGGAAAAUAAAACCAAUUAUUUUGAUAAUACAUCGAAACAUUCGGAAGCUAAAAGCUAUAGCGAUAAUAUGUCGAAAAAUAUGAAACCGCGUGGUACGUCAACGCCGACCAAUAACAGACGUGCGGGAUUGUCUUUAAAACGAAAUAAGGUCCAAUAUCUAGAUAAUAAUAAGAUAGACUUGAGUUUAUUUGAAGCAUCUAGUAGAUACAUGAAUAAUACAAAAAAUAAAAGUACUUUGGAAUCUAGUUCGCCAAAGCAAAUGGUUUCUUUGGAUGAAACAAUCGCACAGAAAAUCAGACAUGAACACAAACGUAGAAACAAUGUUAAAAACGAGUUUAUAGAUGACGAAGCGGAAGUAGAUUCUGAUGCCAGUUCGGAUGAAACCAUUAUUGUAGAUGAAGACGAUCUUGCAGAUUUCGUGAGCUAUACACAAUAUCAGCAAGAUGAAGUUGACAUGCAGGCGCAUUAUUUGCAAACUAUUAAGAGCCCAAUCAAACAACCGGGCGCCUUUCAUUUCAGAAAACCACGGUCACCUGAUUUAAACACAGAGAUUUAUUCACAGCCGUUGUCACAAGAGCAAGAUUCGUAUCUUUAUGUACGAUUCAUUUUGCGUUAGAGAAGAUAUCGAGCCAAGUAUCCUCGUCAAUAACGAUACAAUAUUAGAAAGAGCUGAAAGGGAAUUAAAACGAAACAGACGAAGACGUCUCUGUUUGGAUAAGAAGACGAGAAAUGUCAAAAGGCAAAAGACAAAUCAUUCCGAGAGUAGUGAGGAUGAGAUCGAACAAUUGCGCAUACAAGUGCAAGAAGAUUAAAUAAAAGAAGGAACAAAAAUUGAAUCAAACUGUGAUGAUAGUUAGCGUCGAUGAUAGUUAUACGCAAUAAGAAAUUUAUUUUUAAAUAUGUACAAAGCAUGUGUAAAUACACUCGUUAAAGAUUCGUUAUUAUUUUUAUAUAGUAAUAUUUUCGUAAUAAAAUUGUGUCGAUCUAUCUUUAC
This is a messenger RNA of Formica exsecta, 4599 nucleotides long. It is a transcript of the gene Fancm, whose product is annotated as Fanconi anemia group M protein. Gene Ontology annotation, molecular function: four-way junction helicase activity; four-way junction DNA binding; ATP binding. The record is from RefSeq and is a predicted model, not a curated record. The coding region runs from base 364 to 4221 and encodes 1285 amino acids. The transcript is spliced from 13 exons. Gene Ontology annotation, biological process: double-strand break repair via synthesis-dependent strand annealing; replication fork reversal; interstrand cross-link repair. Lineage: Eukaryota; Metazoa; Arthropoda; Insecta; Hymenoptera; Formicidae.